GGUUAUCUGAAGCCUCUUGUUUCGUUCGAUUUCAGGACACCGACCACGAAGCGGUCGAUUUAGUUGUCGACAGGGAGUCGGAACCUGCGGGAAUUUGUUUGCGCCGCGACUAUGGGUGUUGACAAGCUUGUGGAUGACACUACCGAGGAAAGACAGAUCAGCAGAGCUCAUGUGAGCUCUCACAGGGCUCUUCGUCGCAGGUAGAUCGCUCCAGGCGAUGUCGAGUACCGGGUGAUUUCGGGAAGAAGCUGUGAAUUAGCAACGAAAUUUCGUGCUGUGGGAGUGUAUUCAAUCCGGCAACCGCUUCGAGAAGCUGCGGAUGGGAACACAUGUAGCCAGAUUAAGAAUAGUUCGGAGAAUGUCGGGUGGCCUUUAGGUAAUUGACUGACUAUAUUCAUUUCUCCUUCAUGAGAUUAUCUUGGGCAAUCGAGGCAGGAAAAAAUUGGGCUUUCGAGCCUCUGUAUUUCCCCGGAAAUUUUGGCAUCGAAGUCGAAUCUUCGAUAAUUUUCCGAGAAUCUACAGAACCAUUUCUACCCCAGAAAGCUGUGCAAUGACGUAUGCGGGGUAGACAGGGACGACCAACUGACGACAAUCACCUGACAGACACCUGAC
This is a messenger RNA of Mycena citricolor, 612 nucleotides long. The record is from the annotation of a GenBank genome assembly. Lineage: Eukaryota; Fungi; Basidiomycota; Agaricomycetes; Agaricales; Mycenaceae.